Vavraia culicis subsp. floridensis is the source of this 2870-nucleotide messenger RNA. RefSeq lists its product as uncharacterized. The transcript has a single exon. The record is from RefSeq and is a predicted model, not a curated record. Lineage: Eukaryota; Fungi; Microsporidia; Pleistophoridae. Bases 10 to 2823 code for a protein of 937 amino acids.
UGGAACAACAUGCUCGGUAAUUUGAAAGAAAAGAUUUUUUCGUACGGAAUAUUCGGCACACCAUGUAGUGAGCUAAAUGAGGAAGAAUUGUUCACACUGCUCAACGAGCAGUGGGUAGAAUUCGUUACUGGCGAGCAGAUCGCCGAACUGCACUCGUCAUUUACAACACUAGCGCUCGAUUCUAAGCAGAAAGAAAUAUUGAAAUACUUUGAAGAGAGGCGGAUGACCGGUGCUAAGAAGAUCGAUUAUGGGCGUUGCGAGUUAUACGGUCCUAUGAACGAGUUAGCGAACAGAUAUGCUGCUGUAAACAGCUUAAAUUCGAUUGACGGCCGGCUGAACUACGGAUGCACGGCUGAAUACGAUGCCGUGGAUAAAGAAGCAUAUGCGAUCGGUCUGCAGCUGUCCUGCGAAGACAAAUACAUUCUACGCCUGCUUCUUGGAAACCUGUACGUCAGGAUGAAUACAGUUGCCUGGAAGGAGUACUUGACCAACGGAAGCUUCAACUUCACGUCCAAAGAAUAUUAUUACGUGUUUGACAUGCUUAUAAGAAUGAACGAGUACGUAUCGGUGGCCAAUUUGAGAGCCACGCUGAACAUCGAGCCAAAGAAAAUGUUCUAUAUCAUCAAAAAGCUGGCGUGCCUCGGUUAUAUCGACAAAACCGUGGAGGACAACAAAAUUGUGGUCAGAAUACGCAGAGAUGCGCAUGGAGACGUUGUUAAGGGACAGCAAAAGGAAAAAAGACGCAGCAUCAACUCGGAGGAUACCACUACCGAUAUGAGCACCACCAACUCAUUCGAGGAAAAGCACAUCGGGAUGGACAUUCUGAUCGGUGUUCCGUUGAUAACACAGCUAAAGAAUUUCAUUGAAGGCAGCAGAACGGGAGUAUGCUCCAAGGACAUCCAGGACAGGUUUGGUAUCAAACUGAAGAUCGGGCUCAAGCUGCUCAACAAAAUCACCGACAAGAUGGAGGGGAGUAUAAAAACAGUUGAAGAGUUCGAAGGCAAAAUAAAACGGACGAAAUUUUAUAAUGUGAACGAGCUCAGCAAAUUGAAAGAACGCAAACGACAGCGGAUGAUUGCGCGUGAACAGGGCGCGAACGAGGAGGGAAUAACGAUGGAAGAUAGGAUAAAUGCAAUUGAACAGAUUCUGGACGUAAAAAAGGCGUUUGUCCUGGACAAAGAGGUGUUUAAGGACUUUAAAUCGAUCCUGGGGUGCAGGUACACCCUGGACAGACGAACUGUCAUCAAUGCAGCCAUAAAGGGCGGGUUCAACGUUUACAAGCUGCACGAUGACGCGCAGGGUGCCAAGUUUGUCAUUGCGCACAAGGAUGUUCAGCAGGAUGACCCCCUGGUGCUCAACUAUUACUCACCAAAAAGGACAGCAGUCAGUCUGACACCCUUUCAGGCACAGAUCCACAAAUUCUUCGUUACAAACAGCAGGUUCACCGAAAUUGACAACGGAUUCGAGCCGAGUAUGAACAGGCGCGUUAAAGCGCUGUAUCUUUUUAUUGAACGUGUUAAAGACAACGAAUUUUACUUUGAUUGUGAUCUUUUACGGUUCAUGAGCUUGGGUCUGUUCUUCAAGCUGGUGUCGUUCAAACGAUACAAAUUUUUGGCCGAACUGGUUGAAAUUAUAAAGACGAGACGAAGUGCACAGCACGACAGCUGUGAUAAAACAAUGCAUAGAACAGCCAAAAAGGUGUCAAACGGCGGAAUAUAUGCAGAAGAGAAUGAUGAUCGUGUGAGCACCGGCGUGGAAGCACCGCUUGGAGAGCGCAACGGAUGCGAGUAUGGAUAUAAUGAAUCGCCGGAGAAAGAGAACAUUCACAAGGGCAAUGCUGCCGGUAGUAGCAUUGCAGUUGCGAGAACUAUCGAUUUUCUAGGUGGUGCUCCCGACCAGGAAACGGUGCACAUAUUAAAUUUACCGAUGGAAGAGAUUUUUAACAUGGAGUUCUGCACGGAUUACAUGAAACUACUCAGAAUGAAGUACGAGAUCAAAGCUUUUUUGCCAUAUCUGGUACUUAUGAACGAUUUGAAGGUCAUCCACCUAGAACACGACGAAAACACGGUUAAGGUAACGAAGAAAAGCGCAACACCGGAAUUCUGGAUGCAUGUAAAUCAGGAGACAAACGCUGAUGUUCAUCUUGAUAUCAGCGAACGCGAAGAGUUCUUCGAAAAAUGCAAGAUGAUCGAGGAGAAAAGGUUUUACAGGGAGUGCCUGUUCGUUAUUAACCGUGAUUACGAUGCGGAGAGAGCGAAGAUACUUAGUGCACGGCUGACAGCACUAAAAAAGCAGGUACCGUCCGUCUGUGACAGCAACUUAAGCAAGGUGCCGUUUCUUCCGCAGAUUCUUUACGAACAGUAUGUGGAUGUGAAAAAGGAUUUGGUGCUGAAAGGACAGAUCAACAUAAAAAAGUACAAUUUCACGGAUCUGGAGACAAUUCUAAAGUUUAUGAGGGAUAAAAGAAUAAUCUGUGAAUACAAGGCAUGCGCAAGCACAAUUGAGCUCACAAGCACUUUCAAGAAGAAGGUUAGCACCAAAAUGGACAACAUUGCACUGCCCGACAUGCCUGAACACCUGAAAGAGCGCAAAGACGAAAUGCACAUCUACCAUACGAAGUAUUUACACCUCGCAUACUACGUUCUCGUCCGAGCAGGAUCGCUUGAUGUCGAUCGGUUGAGUGAAAAAAUGGCGGUGCUGGAGGCUUUCGAGCUCUUGAAGCUCGUUAAGCACUUUGAUACGUUGUUUAACACAAAAGUCAUCAACGAAAAAACCAUCGUGUCCAUUGGUGAGGGCGAUAAGGUGCGUUUAAAGUUUUUGUGACAGGCACUUGAAACGGGCAUGGUUGAAUUAAAAGUUGUGAAUUGUGA